Fomitiporia mediterranea MF3/22 is the source of this 1206-nucleotide messenger RNA. RefSeq lists its product as uncharacterized. Lineage: Eukaryota; Fungi; Basidiomycota; Agaricomycetes; Hymenochaetales; Hymenochaetaceae. The record is from RefSeq and is a predicted model, not a curated record. The coding region runs from base 1 to 1206 and encodes 401 amino acids. The transcript is spliced from 2 exons.
AUGCUUUCGACUUGCCAUCCUUUCAACACUCGUGCAAAACCGCCAACAGCCAGAGUGGUGCACGGCUUCCUUGUUCUGCAAUACGUCAAUGCAGUGGGCUACUUCAAGUGGAUUAUCUACGGAGUUGCUUACGCUUGUGCCUUUUCUGUCAUUCGUCGCGAUCUCAAGCCGGCAAACUUGCGCAUCGCCCAUAAGGCACUGUACUACUUCAAGCAGAUUACCUAUGGACUUGCUUAUGCUCAUACCUUUUCUGCCACUCGUCGCAAUCUCCAGCCAGAGAACAUGCUCAUCGCAAAUCUCAAGCCCCUGAAUGUCGAGAACUUAUACUACAGCAACAGCGGAGAGUUCUUUGACUAUCUCGUGCUCCUCUUCCCUGUUCUGGAAUGCGUCUACAGUGGAGAAAUCUUCGACUAUCUUGUUAGCUUCGGCCGAAUAGAACAUCACAAGGCACUGUGCUACUUCAAGAAUGCUCUGGACAAAAUUGCUAUCUGUACUCCUUGCUGCCUUUUCUCUUGUGUCUGUCGUACCUAUGGACUUGUCUGUGCUCAUGCCUUGUCCGUCAUCCAUUGCAGCCUCAAGCUAGUGAAGAGUCGCUUUUAUCAUGAUGGCCAACCAAUUAGGCACUAUAUGGCGCCACCUAUGGAAGAUGUACCAGAGUCACCAUCUGAGAUGAUCUCGGAUUCUGCGCACACAGGACCUGCUGGACAUCCCUCGCGUACUCCGCAAAUUCAAGCAAGUCGCCUUGCCCCGAAGCCUCCACAGCGCAUGCUGGCGAAUGGGUCUACACUCGAGCCAGGGUCCCCGAUGAUUUCUCCUCCAAAUUCUCGUAUGCGAUCCGUCUCUCUCAGUGGUCCACUAACUCUGUGUUCCUCUCAAGUUGCAAGGGGACGUCCUGCGUCUUCUCCUGUGCCGCCGCGCGACGUAUUUGUGGCGACCGAUGCCGAGACUGCUGAGAAGAUGAGGUCCCCGAGGGAUGGUGUAGACGAUAUUCAUAUGCCGCUGCGGGUGAUCUUGUCCUGUAACACGUCACCCAAUUGUGCGAUACGCACGGAAACACAAACAGUUGACGGUCUUCCAUAUAGCCAGCAGAGAUACGACCCAAUGACUGAAAUUCCUACGCCCGGUACUCCUCGCGAUGUUCCACCCUGGAUCCCUACGUGUGCUAUUGCAACCGAUGUCUCACUGUCCCCGUCCCCGUUACUCUGA